Molecule: messenger RNA, 2670 nt
Organism: Metarhizium acridum CQMa 102
Lineage: Eukaryota; Fungi; Ascomycota; Sordariomycetes; Hypocreales; Clavicipitaceae
Product: Nonribosomal peptide synthetase
Biological process (GO): secondary metabolite biosynthetic process; amino acid activation for nonribosomal peptide biosynthetic process
Cellular component (GO): cytoplasm
Molecular function (GO): phosphopantetheine binding; catalytic activity
Source: RefSeq, a predicted model, not a curated record
AUGCCGACAUACAUCAAAUCUCUUGGACUCAAUCAAGAAUCACGGGUUUUCCAAUUCGCUUCGUAUGCAUUCGACGUCACGAUUUUCGACACUCUCAUGACUUUGACUGUUGGUGGUUGUGUAUGCGUGCCCUCGGAUACGGAGAGGUCCAACGAUUUGGCACACGCAAUCCAGCACUUUCGAGCCACCCAUAUGAGUCUAACUCCAACAGUUGCACGAAUAUUAGAUCCUGCAGACUUUCCAACACUGCAAACUUUAACUCUCGGUGGUGAGAAAUUGGUAACAAGCGAAUUCUCCAAGUGGGUAGACCAUGUUCGUGUGGUCCAUCUUUAUGGAGCGACUGAGUGUUCUAUGAUGUCAAUUCAGUGCAUUACAGGAACUUCAUCCCAUCUCAAGACGAUAAACCACGAAACCGGAAGUGCUUGCUGGGUGGUAGACCCAGAAAACCAUGAUAGACUGCAAGCCAUCGGCGCAAUCGGAGAGUUGAUGGUCGAAGGAGAAAUCGUGGGACGCGGCUAUCUAGAUGAUCCCGUACAAACAUCAGAGACGUUUAUUCCGCCUCCUGGUUGGCUACGGAAACUGCGCGGAAACAACUGCAACCAGAGCGUGAAAAUAUACAAAAGCGGUGAUCUAGUUCGUUACGCUGCCAAUGGAUCUCUUCAAUUCAUCUGCCGUAAAAACACGCAAAUCAAGCUUCGCGGCCAGCGCAUCGAGCUUGGCGAGGUCGAGCACCAUCUCAAGCUAGCCCUUCCGAGGGCAAGAUUCGUUCUUGCAGAGCUUAUCACAAUGCCUGACUCAUCGCGGCCUCCGAUGCUGAUGGCCUUUGUGCGGCCUGAAGAUAAUUCCAGCUCAGAUAGCCUAACCGGAGGCCGUGAAGCCGCUUUAACUACCAUAUUUGCCGAACCAACUGACGAGUUUCGCUCUCAAGUUCCAGCCACACUAUCGAAAUUGCAGAACUCUUUACCUUCCUACAUGGUCCCCUCGGCAAUCAUUCCAUUGGCCGUCAUUCCACUAACUGGCACAGACAAAGUUAACCGCAAGAUUUUGCGCCAGCUCGCCGCCGAACUACCACGAGAGCAACUGGAAAGAUAUCAGUCCACUGUGCGAUCAUACCUCGCUCCGACUACUAACGUUGAAAAGGCUUUGCAAAAAUACUUUGGAGAGGUAUUAGACCUGCCGCUAGAGCAAGUCUGGGCUGAUGAUCAUUUCUUCUCACUUGGCGGGGAUUCUCUCACGGCCAUGAAACUAGUCUCAAUGGCUCGAAGGGACAACUACAGACUCACAGUCAAAAACGUUUUCAAUAGCCCUCAGCUGUCUGACCUGGCGAAAUUGAUAAAAACUACCAAGAAUGAGGACGACGAGAAGCUGCAACCAUUUGCGCUGAUCGACAAAAAACAAGACGUCAUCAGGGCAGCAGCUCAGCAGUGCCAUCUUCCAAGGAGGGCCAUUGAAGACAUUUAUCCAUGCACCUCACUCCAGAAAGGCCUGAUCUCGGAGACUAUGCGUGAUCCAAGUGCAUUUAUUGCCAAGCUCCAACUACCGUUGCGUUCUCACAUUGAUAUUAGCCGGUUAGAACAAGCAUGGAGUGAUGUGGCCAAAGCCAAUCCUAUCCUACGCACACGAAUGAUCCUAUCCGCUUCUUAUGGCUUAUUACAGACUGUUGUACGAGACAAUAUCCCGUGGACAGUCUCGGAGAAUGCUGAGUGCGAAGACUUGGAUGUCGCUAUUGGCAAACCCUUGGUGCAACUGGUGCUUUGUCGUCCUGCGCCAAGGGAGCAAAACCCAGCAAAACUAGUCCUUAUGAUGCAUCAUUCCAUCUACGACGGAUACACCUUACCCCUGAUCAUUAUGCAGUUGAGGACAGCUUACGAAGGAGGUGUGCUUGACCCUCGACCAGUCAGUCCAUUCAUCCGCUAUCUGGCAUCACUUCCAAAUUGCGCCGACUACUGGAUCCCAGUACUGAAGGAUCUCAAGGCCCCUGUAUUCCCAGCUUUGCCUUCCAAGGCAUAUCAUCCCUUGCCAAACUCAACGGCGAUAUACGCCGCGCCCGUCUCCAGUCCAAGCGCAAAACAAUAUACACCAAACACUUACGUGAGGCUUGCGUGGGCCAUCACACAAUCCCACCAUCAAAAAAUUUCCGAUGUAUUCUUCGGGACUGUGGUAUCCGGCAGAAACGCACCAGUUGAUAACAUUGACCUGAUGACAAUUCCAACGGUGGCAACUAUUCCGUGCAGGGUAACCCUAGAUACCGACAGCGUCGUGGGAGAUAUGCUUCACAGGAUCCAGAACGCCGCGACUGAGGGCAUCCCAUACGAGCAAUUUGGACUUUCGAACAUUAGCAGAUUGGGGGAAUACCCCGCCCAUGCUUGUUCUUUUCAAACGUUGCUGGUCAUGCAGCCCGCUGCGGACUGGGAUACCGACGACUUUUUACAAAUACCCAAGUCGGAUGCCAAUUACCGAGCCGACGCAACUUAUGCCAUCAACUUGUUUUGUGAGCUAGAAGCAGAGAGGCUAGAGGUCACGGCACUUUACGAUGAGAACGUGGUACACGAGAUCAAGAUGCAGCAGAUUUUGGUCGAUUUUGGGAAGGCCUUGCGCUCGGUACGCCAAACCCCUACUAGCGUUGUCGGAGACGUCCUUAAUAUCCUCGACAAGAGUCGCAAGGAAUGA